CCUUCACCCGGAAGUGCGACAGAUUUCUGCUUUGUUCGGGAGCUUGGGGUUCUAAGGCGCCUAAAUACAGCCACUUAAUAAUCUUUACACAGUUUUAAGGGUGUACCACGGAUUAAGAUAUGUUUUAUCACAUCUCUCUGGAACAUGAGAUUCUCCUCCAUCCUCGAUAUUUUGGGCCAAAUCUGUUAAACACAGUCAAACAGAAGCUGUUUACAGAGGUGGAAGGCACGUGCACGGGAAAAUAUGGCUUUGUCAUUGCAGUGACGACAAUAGAUAAUAUUGGAGCAGGUGUUAUACAGCCCGGCAGGGGUUUCGUCUUGUACCCUGUCAAAUACAAGGCCAUUGUGUUUCGUCCUUUUAAAGGGGAGGUUGUGGAUGCAGUGGUCACUCAAGUAAACAAGGUUGGACUGUUUACAGAAAUUGGCCCAAUGUCUUGCUUUAUCUCCCGUCAUUCUAUACCAUCAGAAAUGGAAUUUGACCCAAACUCUAAUCCUCCCUGCUACAAGACGGUGGAUGAGGACAUUGUAAUCCAACAAGAUGAUGAAAUUCGACUGAAGAUUGUUGGUACUCGAGUAGACAAGAAUGAUAUUUUUGCCAUUGGAUCCCUCAUGGAUGAUUACCUUGGUCUUGUUAGUUGAUCUGUCUAAGAGCAGUCAUCUUGCAAUGUGCUUGUACAUAUAUAUUUUUUUUUUGUUUCACUGCAUUUUUUAGAUUGAAGUGGUCUAGAGAUGUUCAAGAGAAAGGGAAAUUCGAAAUCUCCUAGUACUGCUGCAUUUUAAAGCAGAAAUCAUUGUAAUAUCAGUAAAAGGAGGUUUAAAUGAGAACCAUUUUCACUGAGAAUGACAAAGCAAAUGCCUUGAUUUUCAAAUCUGUGAAGCAUUUUGUAAACCCUGAUACUUUGUUAAUGUACAUUCAAUUCGAUAAUAAAAAAAUCUGAUGCAGAUUAAAUGAAAAAAUUAAAUAAGAAUAACAACAAAAAAGCUGUUAACAGGAGUACUAGUGCAGAAAAAUAGUUUUCUAUUUUUAAUUCUAUUCUAUUUUUUUAAAAGUAUUUUCUUUUGGUGAAACAGCAUGAAUGACAUGACAAUUCAAAUAAAUACAAAACAGUACAUUUAUUUAUG
This is a messenger RNA of Hemibagrus wyckioides, 1121 nucleotides long. RefSeq names its product DNA-directed RNA polymerase II subunit RPB7. The transcript has 8 exons. Gene Ontology annotation, biological process: positive regulation of translational initiation; transcription initiation at RNA polymerase II promoter; DNA-templated transcription. Gene Ontology annotation, molecular function: single-stranded DNA binding; single-stranded RNA binding; translation initiation factor binding. Lineage: Eukaryota; Metazoa; Chordata; Actinopteri; Siluriformes; Bagridae. Bases 120 to 638 code for a protein of 172 amino acids. Gene Ontology annotation, cellular component: RNA polymerase II, core complex; P-body. The record is from RefSeq and is a predicted model, not a curated record.